Molecule: messenger RNA, 690 nt
Organism: Leptonychotes weddellii (Weddell seal)
Lineage: Eukaryota; Metazoa; Chordata; Mammalia; Carnivora; Phocidae
Source: RefSeq, a predicted model, not a curated record
AUGACCCCUUCCUCCACCCGCCGCACCCCUGCCCUGGCCGCCGUGUCCCAGGGUAAGCUCCCACUCGUUCCUUUUUCUUCCCCUGCAGGAGGGCAGUUCGUGACCCACACUGGUGCCCCCAUUUUGGUCUCUCUGGCCAACAAGGCCAUUUCCUUCGACUGCCAAAUCACCUACCCAGACAGGCCCAGACUCAAGAACUUCACAGCCUUGUACUUUUUUGUGGACCUCCAGAACCAGCAGAGCCCCAGUGAGCAGAUUAAGUGCCCACCCGACCUGGGCAACGAGAACCAGACGCACACUCUGAGAUGCUUGGUCACCCCCCGGCUGCCCAAUGCAUCAGCCACUGGUACCUACUAUUGCUCCGUGGUCUGGCCGGACUUCCAGAAAAUCAGCAAAGGCGUCUUCAUCCUGGUCAGAGACAUGGGGUAUCGACGGCCCCCGCAGGGCUCCCAGCAGCUCCUGCUCUUUUGCUUCACUGGCGUCCUGACUGUGCUGAGCAUCUUGGUCACAGCCCUGCUGCUCUGGAGGAAGAAGAGGAUGCAGGCUCCUCAGAAGCACCCCGCGCAGAAGGGCUCGGACCUGAGCGCCCACAGCCAGCAGCAGCCUCCGGACGAAUCCGUCUACAUGGCCCUACAGCACAGAGACACUGAAAUUGUACAAGUCUCUGUGUGUGGGUGCCCACGAGAGUGA